This is a messenger RNA of Sorex fumeus (smoky shrew), 447 nucleotides long. RefSeq names its product NKG2-A/NKG2-B type II integral membrane protein-like. The transcript is spliced from 3 exons. Bases 1 to 447 code for a protein of 148 amino acids. Lineage: Eukaryota; Metazoa; Chordata; Mammalia; Eulipotyphla; Soricidae. The record is from RefSeq and is a predicted model, not a curated record. Gene Ontology annotation, biological process: positive regulation of natural killer cell mediated cytotoxicity; stimulatory C-type lectin receptor signaling pathway.
AUGAAUAACCAGAGGGUAACCUAUGAAGAGCUGAAUCUACAUAAGGACUGGAAGAGAAGGCAAAAGGAACCCCAGGACUCCAAAAGCUCUGAUACAGUAACUGAGCAGGAAAUAACCUACGCAGAGUUUAAUUUUCAAAACUCUUGUCAGGAUCCUCAAGGGAAUGACCAGCAGCUCCACAGCAGAGCAUAUAAUUGUAAUCACUGUCCAGAGGAGUGGUUCAUAUAUUCCAACAGCUGCUAUUAUAUCAGUAAUGAAAAGAGAACAUGGAAUGAAAGUAUGAUGGCCUGUGUGUCUAAGAAUUCUAAGCUUCUUUAUAUAGAUAAUCCUGAAGAAAUGAAUAUAUUUGUGGCUUUUGAUAUCCUGCUUUGGAGUGGGCCCUUCAACGAAACCAAUGAUGGUGUCCAGAUGUGGUCAGGUGGCUCAGUUUUUUCGUCCAAGUCGUAA